Messenger RNA from Aspergillus uvarum CBS 121591, 1620 nucleotides. RefSeq lists its product as uncharacterized. Lineage: Eukaryota; Fungi; Ascomycota; Eurotiomycetes; Eurotiales; Aspergillaceae. The transcript has a single exon. Bases 99 to 1502 code for a protein of 467 amino acids. The record is from RefSeq and is a predicted model, not a curated record.
UUCCUUGUUAUGUCCUUGAAACUCACAUAGCACAGCGACAGGCAUUGGUGUAGGUACUCGUGUGCUGUGGUCCUCCCCCCUUUGCGUAACAUCUCCCAAUGUCCCAGUCCCUCCAUACCCCGCAGUCACCAGCAGUCACAUACUCCCGGCGGUACGGUCGCUCUUAUCAAGGCUUGGACACAGUGGAUGCCAAUCUCUGCUAUCGGAAGGUUGGCAAAGUGAACGCUGAUUGCCGUCUCCGUGUCUCUAAGUCGCAAUGGGGGCAGCUAGGAGAGCAGAACACUUCCGCCGGGGUGGUUUAUAUGGAUCUCACUUUCGACCAAUCGCCCCUGUGUGUUCUCCGAAGCGCCAGUGUGACAAUAUCGCUCGAGGAAAUCACUAGCAGUCGCCGUGCGCCGACCGAUGGCCACCGAUUCUCUCGGCGGCGCCGUCAGUCGGAGAUCCAUCUCCCAGACCCCCUGGAUCUCCGGAUGACGGACUAUUACGGCCCCAAGAGCUUAAGCGGAGAGCCUUCCCGGGUGACGGUCAAGAAAGCACUGAAUCUUACCCCGGAAGUGAACGUGCUGGGCAGCGGUGGCGGGGGGUUGGGCAUGAACAAAGAGAAGCAGACCAGCUACGAGAGUCGGUGGUCGUUCACCGGCCUUCUGUUACCCACCCCGCCGCGCUCGGCAUAUCGCACGUUGAAGUGGGAGUUUCACGAGAGUGAUCCCGAUCACCAAGCAUUGCGCAGAAAGAUUUUCCACACCGCGUUCGCUUUCCACCAUGACAAUCAGUCCUUCCACAUGAAGGUCGAGAUUCAGGGCAAACUUCACCGCCACCGAGAUCGUCUGAAGAAUCGCGUCCGCCAGAUGAGGUUUCCCGAUCCCUUCAAGCAAGGCCAGGGAGUCAGUGAGAUUCUCGUCCACCCCAGUAGCAAAAAGCAGUCACGCCCUUGCCGGCUGGAUGCUCUUGCUCAAGGCCUGCCAUACGCGAUGGAGCAAGAAAACGCGUUGCAAACAUCGGCCCAGCUUCCGAGUGCCCUGCCGGUGUCUUUUCAGGAUAUGAGUGCAGGGCACGGCCUUGGUAAGGCCACUCGACCACAGCCCCAAUAUUUGUCCUCGGCCUCCACUUCGAUCCCCAAGGGCGAUGAGUCCGGGACGCCGCCUCCUGGGACCAAUUCAGUCAACAGGAGUAGUAGGGCCACCGUUCACAGUCGAUCGAGUGUGUUUGAAUCCUCGCAGGCUUCAUCAGGAUCAGUGUCAGAGCACAGCGACGUCCCAAGUACUGCCAAAGAGACCGUAGACAUUCUCUCGCAAUUUCCACUCUUCCUGGUCAUCGUGCGUAUGUUUGGGAGUCUUCUAAUUUUCAUCGUGGGGAAGCAUCAAAGCGAGCAGAAACAGGUCCAAGUUUCGAAGGAUCACGACUUAACUGGGGGCAGGAGCACGCUGUUGCUGCUCCCUUCGAGUGAGCAAGACACCGGGGAUGAUGCCGAUCAGACCCAUCAUGUUGUCCGUACGGACUAAGCUCAAGUAGGUAAUAUGUACUAGGGACUCGGCAUUUAACGCCGAUUGGUCUAUGGAUUGGUCUAUUAGCUGAAUGCAUGCAAGUCUCGUCACACUUAUGCGUGUGACUCGGUUCAGG